Chilo suppressalis (striped riceborer) is the source of this 4781-nucleotide messenger RNA. Lineage: Eukaryota; Metazoa; Arthropoda; Insecta; Lepidoptera; Crambidae. The record is from the annotation of a GenBank genome assembly.
AACACUGGUCUGUGGUGACAUUUAAUAACUUACUGUGAAGGAAGAAUUGUGCGAUUUUAGUGUUUUCGUGUUUUGUGCGUAAUUUAUAAUUUACUAUCGCAGCACUUGUUGUAUUUAAACUGUUAAAUUGCGAGUGUGUGAACCGGUAAGGAUUUAGCUAAUAAUGAUUUUUAAUUUAUCUGUAAAUUCCAAACAGAUCGAUCAUUUGUUGCGCCAUAUAUCUAGCAACUUCUAUCGAAUUAUCCGCGACUUUCCUGAGUCUUUUCCUAAUCUGAUGUAGUACCUAUCACAUAUCUUUCAACAACUGAAAACUAAACGUUCGUAGUAUUAUUUUUGGUGAAAGUUUGGUCAGAGUGUCUGCUACUUACUCGACUCGCACUUAAAAUUGCACCAAGAAUCUUUCUGUUUCAUCAUUGGUUCAUUCAUUGAUUCAUCUAUUCUGUGACACUUGACUAGAAGAAGAUGUGGCAGAACCCGGGAGUAUACCCAGGAGAUCAGAACCAAGGUUACCCUCCGCAAGGCGGUUAUCCCCCUCAAGGAGGUUAUCCCCAAGGCGGUUACCCCCCUCAGGGAGGUUAUCCCCAAGGCGGUUACCCUCAGGGAGGUUACCCUCAAGGCGGAUACGCGCCCCCACCACAACCAGGUUUCCAGCCGGCAGGGUAUGGAGGAGCAGGGUAUGGUGAGCCCCCGGGCUACGUGCCGCCGGGCGUCGGCGAAGAUGGGGACGUCAAAGGGUUCGACUUCACCGAGCAGUCGAUCAGGAAAUCCUUUAUUCAAAAGGUUUACUCCAUACUAAUGUGUCAGCUGAUGGUGACGUUGGCUUUCAUCUGUUUGUUCGUGUUCCACCAACCGACUAAAAUAUGGGUGCAUCAGCACAGAUUCCUGUUUUGGAUCGCCCUGGUGGUUGUAUUCGUAUGCCUGAUCGCGAUGGCGUGCUGCGAGACUGUUCGUCGCACCGCACCAACUAACUUCAUAUUCCUCGGCAUAUUUACUGCGGCUCAAAGCUUUCUACUGGGGGUUUCUUCUAGCGUCUACGACAGUACAGCGGUGUUGAUGGCCAUCGGUAUCACGACGGCUAUAUGCUUGGCCAUCACUUUGUUCGCGUUCCAAACUAAAUGGGAUUUCACCACCAUGGGAGGAAUUUUGCUCUGCGCUGCCGUUGUGUUUAUGCUGUUUGGUCUCAUCGCUAUAUUCUUGCCGCGCGAUCGCAUCCUCACCCUAGUAUACGCUUCUUUGGGUGCUCUGCUAUUCUCGUUCUACUUGAUCUACGACACUCAACUCAUGAUGGGCGGAAAGCACAAGUAUUCCAUAUCCCCCGAAGAAUAUAUAUUCGCUGCUUUGAACCUUUAUCUGGAUAUAAUCAACAUAUUCCUGUACAUCCUCACUAUCAUCGGCGCUUCGAGGGAUUAGGACGAGAACUAAGGGCAAUAGGUCUUAGGGCAUUCCUUAUUACAACGCUGCAAAGUUGUUUUUUGAUGUCUUUAAUGUAACUGCGUUUUUGUUUUCAUCCUUAUUGCAAAAAUGUAAGGUUCAAAAUGAGUUUCUUUAAUACGAUCGAAAUGUGUUUUGUGAUUUUUUCUUAGUCUAUAGUCGUGUGUUUUGAUAAUAUAUUGAUACGAUUGUCACCCAUGUUGCAAUGAUAAUAGGGAAUAUAUCUGCUUGAACCGUUCAUGUAUUUGCAAUGGCGUACAUAUUUUUUACUUAAAAUCUAAGUCACAGCUCCUAUGGUAGAAUAAUUUCAUUGGUAAUUUUUUUUCACUCUGGCUAAUACUAGCUGUUGACAAGUUUUGCCAUUUAUACUUAUCACUUAACUUCUUAAAAUCUUUACACGUAAUAAAGACACUGGUCUUCUAUAAAGUGAUUAACUCUACGCAGAUGUAUAUAAGAAAAAUGCAACGUUUUGUACUGCAAUAAACUCUAAUUUUGUGUCUACUCUAGACAAACGGCUUUUCUCAUAAUCGAAUUUUAUCUUAAAUGUAUUAUUAAUUGAUACAAUUAACUUGUAAUCAUAUUAUAAGUUAAUUCCUUUUUUAAUAUUCGAUUUGUAUUAAAGAGCUAAGUUACAUGUUAAUAAGGCUGUAUACGGUGUCACUUUGAUUUUAUAUACACGCUUAGUUGUAAAUAAAAUUAAAUCAAAUAAACCACGAACGAAAACGGCUCAUGUUACGCGCAAUGUGUGCGUGACUCUAAUGACAUAUUGUUUUAAAGCAAUCAAUGUGUGCGUGUGUAGCGACGAGCUUAUCUACCAUAUGUAGUAGAUAUUUUUUUCGGCGCUCCCGUGUAGUUAAUACGAUAUCUAAACGUGUAUAUUAUCAAAGGGUGUCAUUAUGGUAACGUAAGUGACAAAAAAAUUAACAAGUACUUAUUUAGUUUUUCUGAUCUUAAUACGAAAGUGUUUGGAACUGUCCAUAGGCAAAGAGAAUUGCCAGAACAACACUUGUGUAAAAUUGACAACUAUCUAGGAGAUAAAAGUGAUGGUGCUGUCAAUAUAUAGGUGAACUAUUGACCGCACGGUCGCUUCGUCUCUCUCACACUUAUCCAUUCUCUAUGUCUAUGGACUGACCAUAGUCUAUCUCGCUUACGUUGCUAAAAUGACACGGCUAACAUCCGUAAAGCCGUACGAAAUAUUUUUUGGAAUUGCCAUUUAUUGUAAUGUGUUACUUGUAAAAUGGUAACAAUGUCAUGGCUGAAGGAUUUAUUAAAAGUAUUAUUUAUUUGGCUUUAAAUAAAUUGAUUUCACUUUUUUUUGUAUAUUGGAAACAUAAUAUAGUACGUUUUCUAUGCAGCUUGAUUUAUAAUGAAACAUUACAAUUGUAGAAAUAUGUUGUCUUAUUUAAGGUGGUGUUGCAUUUAUAUAAAACUUAAAGAUAUAUAAUAUGGAAUGACCGUUGCCCUUAUGAAAAAUGAAAGAUACAAUAAUUAGAUAUAACGAAACGCUUCAGCUAGCCGAUGAUACUAAAGUUUAGAACUAAACGCGUCCUCUCAUUAAAAUUAAACGAUAUUAAUGUUAGGUGAAUGGAGUAUUUAACCCAUAACUUCUUAAAAUAUUGUAAUGUUUAUUUUAUAGUUUGGCCAGAGAAUUGCUAAAAAAUGCAGGACCUAAAAUCGGCAAAAGAUACUGUAACUCAUAUGAUAUACUUACGUACUUUUAUAUGGAUAAAAGCAAUAAUGAUCUUUAUUUCUAAGUGUUUCGGCAUAUUAUAACCAUUCCAAAACUCUGGUCAAACUAUAACGACUUUAAAAUUUAGUCUAGGUAACGUAUUGUUUGUCGUAACUUUAUCUAGCAUAUUUAAAUAAUAAUUUAUUUAGUUACGAUGUUGUUACAUAAAGGAGGGCUAGUAACUGAGAAUUAAUCUGUCCCAAUUCGCUAAAAUUGAUCAACGUAGAACUUAACACGAGUGUGUGGUAUAAAUUCUUUUGAAUAUAACUUGAAAUUUUACUUCAGUUUAUAGUCUGCCCUUCACUUGGCUAUUCUUGUUUAUAUUUGUAAACUUGACAUCACUCUAUCCUUUUCAUACCUUAUUAAGUAUAAUAAGGACAGACUGUUGUCCACUUCACAAAUAGCAAACACGAAUAGCCAAGCGAAGUGCCAGCAUUAUAAUAAUGAUAUCCUUUUUGCCAGAUUUUUUUAUUGUUGGCAAAAGUAACAAGAGAGGCUAACAAUUUUAUUAUUGAACAGCAUAGAAAGAAUGUGUAUUUAAAUGUAACUACAUUUAUAUAUACUCAUAUUCUUCAUUUUAUCGUAUGCCAGCGCUCCUGAUGGCUGUUUAUAUUUGCUAUAUGUACAUUUGACAGGACAAUAUAAAACCUUAUCAUAUUCUAAUAGGAAAUGAAACGGAAAGACUGCUGGUAAAUUUUCAAAUAGCCAUGUUAUAGCAAAAAAAAUCAUGCACAUACACUUCUGUUGCAAUUAUUCAUAAUUUUUAAAAAAAAAUCUAAUGUAUAUAGCAAACACACAGAACACACUAUGCAUUAAUAAUCAUGCAUUUUUUUAAUUUGCGUAAUUUUGCAGUGGCUCAGUUUUGUCGAGGCAGCUUUCCUACUUAAUAAAGUUGAUUGAUGUUAGCGAGUGGAAUUAAAUCUCUCCUUUAUGUUCACUGUGUUAGAGUGUAUAAUUGUAUGUAUUAUUUUCAUGUAAAGAAAGUGACUUGAAGAAGUAAACUGAUGUUUAAAACAAACCUUACCUUAUUGGACUGAAGAAGUGUCUUUUUUUAUAUCUUUGCGAAGGUUUCGGGCGAAAUUACAAUAGACAGCCUUAUAUAUAAAUAAAUUUCCUAAAAGUGAGCUUAGUUUUUGAAUAUUUCCUUUUCUUUUGUGAACUUAUUAUUGUUUGGCAUGAAAAUAUAUCUAUUUAGUGUUUUAGCUUACAAGUUUACACAAAAAGCACUUUUCACAAAUACUCUUUAUAAUAGUGAUGAACCAAAGCGACUUUGAUCCACAAAUGAAAACAGUACAAAUGUUAUACUUACUAUUAAAUUAAAAUUAACACCGCCAGUAUUUGUUUUAUAUGAAAUUGUUAUAAAUAUUGGUGGUACGUAUAGUAUAUAAAAAGAAAUAUUAAUAAAUGGGAAUAUUUUGUUAUUUUAUGUCGACUGUUAUAACCGUUUUAUUGUGUUUAGUUACCGACCUGUGUUUUAUUUCAUUAUAUUAUUUUGAAAGUUCUUAAGAUUUUUUUUCUAGAAUAAAUUCCACGCGGUCUAGCCCUGAUGGCUGGGAUGGACCGCGCAGAUUUAUUUCUGGUAAAAUUUUCUUAAGAUUUACAAAACCUAGCAGUUAAAUUC